CGGGCAGCCUGGGCGCGGGGGCUCUCAGGGGCCACUGCCGGGCGAUAUGGAGCUGCUGUCGGCCCUGAGCCUGGGCGAGCUGGCUCUCAGCUUCUCCCGGGUGCCCCUCUUCCCGGUCUUUGAUCUCAGCUACUUCAUCGUUUCCAUCCUGUAUCUCAAGUACGAGCCAGGUGCUGUGGAAUUGUCCCGGCGGAGCCCUGUGGCCUCAUGGAUCUGUGCCAUGCUCUAUUGCUUUGGGAGCUACAUCCUGGCUGAUCUUCUGCUCGGGGAAGCACCAAUCGAUUAUUUCAGCAAUAACUCCAGUAUCCUCCUGGCCUCAGCAGUCUGGUACAUGAUUUUCUUCUGCCCCAUGAACCUCUUUUAUAAAUGCAUCAGUUUCCUGCCCGUGAAGCUCAUUUUUGUGGCAAUGAAGGAGGUAGUGAGAGUUCGAAAGAUUGCCGUUGGGAUCCAUCAUGCCCACCACCACUACCACCAUGGGUGGUUCAUCAUGAUCGCCACAGGCUGGGUCAAAGGUUCGGGCGUAGCCCUGAUGUCCAACUUUGAGCAGCUGCUCCGUGGAGUCUGGAAGCCAGAGACAAACGAGAUUCUGCACAUGUCCUUUCCAACCAAAGCCAGCUUAUAUGGAGCCAUUCUUUUCACACUUCAGCAGACCCGCUGGCUUCCCAUUUCUAAGGCUAAUCUCAUCUUCUUCUGCACCCUGUUCAUGGUGUCUUGCAAGGUGUUCCUGACAGCUACACACUCCCAUGCGUCCCCGUUUGACACUAUCGAGGGCUUCAUCUGUCCUGUGCUCUUUGGUUCUGCCUGGGGAGGCCCUGGGGACCAUCAGCAUGAUGACGAUGGGUUUUCCCACGAUGCCCAGGGGGGGCCGUCCUCUUUUCAUGCCCCACAGCCUCCGGCCAAAUCAAAGGAGGAGUUGAAUGAAGGCUCGAGAAAGAGAAAGGCCAAGAAGGCAGAAUAAAUGAAGAAUCUGCCACAGGUGACUAGUGGCCAAAGAGAGAGUCACUUCUGAGCUGCAUGAGAAAUACACCCAUGUCACCCGAGCCCUCACAGGCUCCACCCUAAGACUUGUACAAGGGAGAAGGAAUUUGAGGAGACCACCCAGUGUGCCUCUAUUUCCAUCAGGGACCCCUAUUUUCAGGGGCUUACAGAUAAGGUAUAGAAAUCCCUAUAGGCCCAAAAGGAGAGUUCUAGCCCAAAGCAAGGCAUCUUGGUGGUAGGUUUUCUCCUUUUUUUUUUUCUCUCCCUUUAAAUAAAGACUAUUUUGGGAAACAGUUUUAAGUUGCUAUGGGAGUCCAGGAACAUUGGUUCUUCCUGAUAUCUCUUUAGGAUUCCUGGCAUGUGAAAACUACUUUGUAUUUUAGACUAAUUUGUUUUGAAUCCAAGAAUGGAAGAGCAAGGUGGAAAAAAACCCACCCUAAAAUAAUUGGGCUCUUAAUAGUGUCUUUUUGAAUUGACUUAUGAGAAAGAAACAUAACUUGGAUUUUGAGAAGGGGCCUCGAUGGCUAAGUGACCCACCCAAGCUGGGGAGAUACCUGUGGCCUGUUACCUCUGAGCCAGACCUGGAGCUGCCCAUUCACGUCAGAUCCGGGUCAGCUUUCAGAGAAUUGUCUUUUUGGGGGAUUGAGAUUUCCCAGAUGGCCACUGGUAACGUUAGUGACUUUUGAAGCUCUAUCAGACCUCCCUGAAUUCUUAGGAUCAGAAUGGAAAUUGAACCGAUUUUUAAUUGAAACUUUUAACUGAGCUUUCUGAUUAGCCAAGAAGCUUGGCAUCUACUCAACGUGUCUCUCUUGGGUCAACUAGCCUAUGUGACGUGAAGGAAAAGGCACAACCAGAGAGAAGGGAUCUUAGAUAGCACAUUACGUCACUGUGGUCCUCUGCACUCUGGCCCUUGGCCAGCUCUGCUAGAUCUGCAGUUAAGUUCUGACACUGGCUUUGACGAGCUAGGGAGUCUUUUCCAAGUUGGGGUCUUGGGCUGUGGGGAUCAUGUUCCAAUCCAAACACCCUGAACCACCUGAAACUGCGCACCAAAGGGAUAAUAAGCAAACUGAGGCUGCCGGGACCCUCACCUGGAACUGGAACCUAUAACUGAGGGGGAUGCACUACGCCUUCCUCUGCUAUUUUUCAGUCCCAACACCAUGGCUGGGAUGUUAUUGCAAGACCCAACAUUGGGAGAAAUCCCAGGAUUUAUCCCAUCAAGGAAGUUGGUCAAUUGCGGUGAGUUUGGGAAGUGCAUUACUCCAGGUAACUUGCCUCUCCCUACUCCCCACCAUGAAGUCAGGCAGCAGGGUCCGAUGUCGCCUUUUAAUAGCAUCGUGUUUUGACAAAGCUGUUUCUGGAUGACUAUAAAGGGCUCCAUGUAAGGGGGUGAUGUUUUAUAGAUGAACCACAAAAUAAAAGCAUUGU
Vombatus ursinus (common wombat) is the source of this 2403-nucleotide messenger RNA. RefSeq names its product transmembrane protein 38A (gene TMEM38A). Gene Ontology annotation, biological process: potassium ion transmembrane transport. The coding region runs from base 47 to 958 and encodes 303 amino acids. The record is from RefSeq and is a predicted model, not a curated record. Gene Ontology annotation, cellular component: membrane. The transcript is spliced from 6 exons. Gene Ontology annotation, molecular function: identical protein binding; potassium channel activity. Lineage: Eukaryota; Metazoa; Chordata; Mammalia; Diprotodontia; Vombatidae.